Messenger RNA from Phycomyces blakesleeanus NRRL 1555(-), 489 nucleotides. RefSeq lists its product as hypothetical. The transcript is spliced from 3 exons. The record is from RefSeq and is a predicted model, not a curated record. NCBI's taxonomy places the organism in Eukaryota, Fungi, Mucoromycota, Mucoromycetes, Mucorales, Phycomycetaceae. The coding region runs from base 1 to 489 and encodes 162 amino acids.
AUGCAACAAUCUUUUGCUUCAUUGAAGACAAAGAUAGUGAAGAUAUUAGUAAAACAAUUUAUUGAUGUAAACCAGGCUAUGAUUCAGCAAAGUCUGACUGAAAAGGUUCUGGUUGAGGGUUUGGAAGAAACCCUAGACAAUAUUGCCGGAUCAGGUCUUCUGUCUCUUGAAGAUUGUCCAACCAGCAAAUCAGAUCCACUCUAUGAGAGACAAUACACUCAUAGAGUGAUCAAUGAGAAUGAGAUCACUGACAUUGUCAUGGAAAAGUAUGACGCAGACAAUAAUGCAGCCAACAACAACAGCAAUGAAGAAAUUGUAGAAGUGAAAUCAGCAGUUCCUUUCAAAAGAACUUAUUCUGCUUCGGAAAAGUUUGAGUGUGUUUGCACGCUUUUGAAUAUCUUGGAAGACAAAGAUAUUAACAGAGACUUUGUCAAAAAAAAAGUUAGCAGCCAAGUACAGUCAAAGCUUGAUUUUGUAAUAUGUUUGUAA